UCACAAAGGAAACUGCCAGUUUGUACAAGGUUAUCACUGGACUUUGCUAUAUUUCUAACUUUGAAGCAUUUAUUGGCAUCCUUUUCACUGGGAUAUACGCGGAGCGGAGGAUCUGUUUUACAUGUAAUUCCUAUUUUGAUAGUACGAAGAGCACUCAGCAGAAAGAUCAAGCAGCCCCACACAGUGCUAUAUAAUAACUGCUCGGGAAACAGGUCCUAGUAACACCGUGUUGCCAUUCUGGCUCUGUGUUACAUUCUACGCAUCUGUAUCGAAGGCAGUUCCCCUUCUACUGGUCCUCGAGAAGGAGCAGUCAAACUAGACCUUCCCUGCUAUCAUCUCCUGGCAUCAUAUUUUUCUGGGGGCGGUGACUUUUUCCAUCGAGGCCCCAAUGAGGCUGUGUAACCCGCAGGUCUACAGUGUGGUGGGCAUGGUGAUACUGUUCCUCUGCCCAUGGGACAUCGGCUGCUUGGGCCUGAGCUCUGGUUCCGGUCCCCUGACCCAUCGCCUCCAGGCCUCGGGGAUCCCCGGCACGGCCAUGCGGAGACAGAAGCGGAGCUGGGUGUGGAACCAGUUCUUUGUUCUGGAGGAGAAUAUGGGCAGCGACCCACUCUAUGUGGGCAAGCUUCACUCAGACAAAGAUAACGGGGACGGCAACGUGAAGUACGUGCUGUCGGGAGAAGGAGCUUCCUCCAUCUUCGUCAUCGACGAGAAUACUGGAGACAUUCACGCUACCAAGAGGCUUGACCGGGAGGAACAGGCCUAUUACACCCUACGAGCUGAGGUCCUGGACCGGGACACGGACCGUCCUCUGGAGCCCGAGUCCGAAUUCAUCGUUAAAGUUCAGGACAUUAAUGACAACGAGCCGAAGUUCCUGGACGGGCCUUACACUGCCAUGGUUCCGGAGAUGUCCCCACUUGGGACGUCCGUGUUGCAGGUAGCGGCGACGGAUGCAGACGACCCUACGUAUGGAAACAGUGCUAGGGUAGUCUACAGCAUCCUUCAAGGGCAGCCAUAUUUCUCAGUGGAGCCCAAGACAGGCAUAAUCAGAACAGCCCUCCCCAACAUGGACCGGGAGACGCGGGACCAGUAUGUGCUGGUGAUCCAGGCCAAGGACAUGGUCGGCCAGAUGGGGGGGCUAUCCGGCACCACGUCGGUGACCAUCACCCUAACGGACGUCAACGACAACCCACCUCGCUUCUCCCGAAAGUCCUCCCAGUACACUGUACAGGAAUCCCUGCCCAUAGAGUCCGUAGUAGCCAAGAUAAAAGCCGUGGACGCCGACCUGAACUCCAACGCAGAAAUGGACUUCAGAAUUAUGGAUGGGGAUAGCCAAGGGACUUUUAAGAUCUCAACUGACCAAGACACACAGGAGGGAGUCAUAACUCUACAAAAGCCUCUUGACUUUGAGACGAAGGCUAGCUACAUGCUAAAGAUCGAGGUCACGAACCGGAACAUCGACCCGCAGUUCCUGAACAUGGGCCCGUUCAGCGACGUGGCGACGGUUCGGGUGACCGUGGCAGAUGUGGAUGAGCCGCCCAUCUUCACCUCGCCUCUCAACAAGAUGGUGGUCUCCGAGGCCGCCAAGGUGGGCACCAUCAUCGGCAGUGUGUCUGCGCACGACCCAGAUACUGCUACUAGUGCUAUCAGGUAUUCCAUAGACCGCAAUACAGACCUGGAGAGGUACUUCAAUAUCGACGCCACGACUGGAGCCAUAAGUACAGCAAAACUACUGGAUAGAGAAGUCAAUGCAGUGCACAACAUCACAAUCCUGGCGAUGGAGAGUCACGAUCCAUCUCAAGUUGGGAAAGGCACUGCCCUGGUCACGGUGAUGGAUGUCAACGACAACGCGCCCGCGUUCGCCAUAGAGUACAAGCCCUUCCUCUGUGAGAGUGCCACCCCUGGAAAGGUCAUCCAGACCAUCAGUGCGGUGGACAACGACGAGCCUGUGAGUGGACACCGCUUCUUCUUCAACCUCACUACUAGUGCUGCUUCCAACCUCAACUUCACCCUCAGAGACAACAAAGACAACACGGCGUCCAUCAUGACGAAGCGAGGCGGGUUCAGCCGGCGGGAGCAGGCCCUGUACCAGCUGCCCAUCCUCAUCGUGGACAGCGGCAGCCCGUCGCUGAGCAGCACCAACACGCUCUCCAUCCGUGUGUGCCACUGCGACCCCGACGGUGCGGCCCAGUCCUGCAGCGCCGAAGCCUUCACGCUCUCCGCGGGACUCAGCACCGGCGCCCUUGUCGCCAUUCUUGCAUGCGUCCUCACCCUGUUGGUGUUUGUCUUGCUGAUUGUGACGAUGCAGCGACGGAGGAAGGAGCCUCUGACGCUGGAAGAAGAGCGAGACGUCCGGGAGAACAUUGUGCGCUAUGACGACGAGGGGGGGGGAGAGGAGGAUACAGAAGCCUUCGACAUGGUGGCCCUACGCAACCUCAAUGUCAUCCAAGAUCCCAAAGCCCGCCGGGACGUGUCCCCUGACUUGCCCACCCUCUUCACCUCGCGGCUCGCGUACAAGACCCUACCGGACAAUGUCAUCUUCCGAGAGUUCAUCUGGGACCGGCUGAAGGAUGCCGAUGUGGAUCCGUCGGCUCCCCCAUAUGACUCCCUGCAAACAUACGCCUUCGAGGGUAGUGGCUCGGUGGCAGAGUCCCUCAGCUCGCUGGAGUCGUUGAGCAUAGACUCCGACCAGAACUAUGACUAUCUCAGCGAAUGGGGACCGCAGUUCAAGAAGCUAGCUGACCUGUACGGCAGCAGCGAGGGCAGGAAUUUGUUCUCUUAGCCCCAUUUUCAAACACUCCCUUUUUCGACUGACUGCGGAAUUUGAAUCCCAUGAGAGGGAAGCUAACAUGAAACAUUAAGCUACUACCGAAAAAAAAAUAAAAAACGAAGAUGAGGGAAACAUCCAGCAGAAGACAUUUGAAUGAUGUAUUUAACGAUUUUCUGUGCUAUUUACAUGGAUGCUCAAAGAGAAACUUUGGAUGUGUUGACUGUGAUGAAAACGAUGCUUAAAAAAUGAAGCAAUUAAGGCAAAGACAUAAGCUAGGCGUUGUACUGAGAAUUAUCCUGGGACAUUGUCAAGCUGACAGAUUAGGCUGAACCCUGCGUAGUGACACCGGUUCCCUCAUUUUACAGCUGGCCAAAGUGCCAGCAUAACUGUUGUUCGCUAAAUGCUAGAAUGCUAAUUACUGCUUUUUUUGUCCUCAAAAUGAUGACUUUAUUUCAAAGUGUUUUUUUUUUAUUUCUUUUGUGGCUAGUCAGUGCAAGGGCAGUUUAAUCAGUUCAGUGAUCAUUAAAGUGUUCACAAUCAGUGGUUGUAUUUUUUUUUCUUUUUUUUCCUCAAAAAAACCUUUUUUAAGGAAAAAAAAUCUAAAUGUUAUGUUAUAAAUGUGGGUUUUCAGCUUGGAUUUUACUGUGGGGGGAAAAAGUGUCUGACAGAGGUUCCUGAAGUAAUUGCUCUCUUACUAUGUAAAGGAAGCUUUAUAUUCCUUUCAUUGUCUCCUAGCAAACAGGCACCAAUGCAGUUACACACUGUUUAGAUAUUCCGACGCCUUAUCUGAUUGGUACAAAAGUGUAGCUCAUACUCAUUUUCUUUUACUAAAGGUUUGACUGCUUGACAGUGAUGCUAUUGUUUUCAGCAAGGCAAACACAUCCUCUAAGUGUGUGUUCUUGGGCCUGGUUCUUUCAUGUUGUCAAGUGAAAAUUGUAGAAAAUACUUCACACCCAGUGACUCUCUGCUCUCCGGUCUGCUCUUAAUUUUAUUAUCCGAAAUUCAGCGUCGGGUUUCACAGAGCGUUGGCAUCGCCCGCUAUUUCGGAUGCAUUCGUGGUUGCAGAUUUUACUGAUUUUUACCGAUCAAGCACUUACAAUGAAGUCAAGGACAUCCACAAGUCCUGUCUACCUUAUCUAAAUAUAUAUUAAUAACAAAAAAGUUAUUCAGUACCAAAGUAGAAGUCAGGAGUUGAAUGUUUUUGCUACAAAGGUGUUUUGAAUUUGACUGUUGAUUUCUUUUUCUUGUUUAUUACAACAGCAAUGUUUACAACAGAACAAAUACUUCUUUCAUUUUGCAAGGCAAAAUUUGUGUGACUGAU
Messenger RNA from Brienomyrus brachyistius, 4088 nucleotides. RefSeq names its product cadherin-7-like. Gene Ontology annotation, molecular function: calcium ion binding; cadherin binding. Gene Ontology annotation, cellular component: adherens junction; plasma membrane; catenin complex. Gene Ontology annotation, biological process: cell-cell junction assembly; adherens junction organization; calcium-dependent cell-cell adhesion. The record is from RefSeq and is a predicted model, not a curated record. Lineage: Eukaryota; Metazoa; Chordata; Actinopteri; Osteoglossiformes; Mormyridae.